Molecule: messenger RNA, 1513 nt
Organism: Boleophthalmus pectinirostris (great blue-spotted mudskipper)
Lineage: Eukaryota; Metazoa; Chordata; Actinopteri; Gobiiformes; Gobiidae
Product: regulator of G-protein signaling 4-like
Exons: 5
Coding region: 83-676 (197 amino acids)
Source: RefSeq, a predicted model, not a curated record
CUCUGUGCGAAGAGAAACUCGAGACUUUUUUGGUGUUGAGAAAAAACUGUUCUCAUAUUGGAUUUAUUGAAACUGUCCAGCCAUGUGCAAAGGACUAUCUCAGCUUCCUGCAACCUGCUUAAAAGGAGCUAAAGACAUCAAGCACAAGAUCAGCCACUUACUGCAGAAGCCCGAGCCCCAGACGAGCGAGUCGAAGCAGAGCAAAGAGAAGACCACCACAGCCCCGAACAGGAGGACCCCGACUGCAGUGGAUGUGGAGAAGUGGAGGGAGUCGUUCAGUCAUCUGGUGAAAUCGGACGUGGGCCGGACGGUCUUCUCCAGUUUCCUGAAGUCAGAGUUCAGCGAGGAGAACCUAAAGUUCUGGGAGGCGUGUGAGGAGUACAAGAAGAGCCCGGCGUCGCAACUGCAGAACCGUGCCGUGAAGAUCUACCAGCAAUUUAUAGAGGCCGACGCUCCCAAUGAGGUCAACCUGGACGCAGCCACCCGGGAGCUGACCAAGCAGAACGUGGAGCGCGCCUGCCCCACGUGCUUCGACGAGGCCCAGAGGAUGAUCUACCUGCUCAUGGAGAAGGACUCGUACAGAAGGUUCCUCCACUCCAGCCUGCUCCACGACCUGUGCCCCGCCAAAGUGUCCCAGGACGGGGGGAGCGUGCCCACCGUGGCCGGGGGGGCCUAGACCACGCUCAGAGACUUUGGAAGAGACCGGGCAGCCAUCGCAAUGUAGGCAGGAGGAUGACGUAUAAUGACUUUCGUUUCAGAAUUUUCAUCUAGAUUGAGUUGGUUUUAGUAAGAUUAUUUUACUGGUUUCAAGAAAUAUCUGACUUUUGUUUUCUUUUGUUUUUUGUUUUUUUUCAUCCAAUAGCAAUUUCGCACUCAUUUUGCUGAAUAAAAAAAAAAAAAAAAUGCUGUAUAUCACAACAAGUUACGUAUAUCUUGAAAUUAGUUAAGUCAUCGAUGCUUAAAACGAAACAAAAAAAUCGAAAAUAUUCUGAAUUUUAAACGAUUUUAUCUGAAGUAAAGUGUAAAGUGUUACGAUUUUUUCAGUGUAUGGACUAUUAACAUUUAGCUAAAGCUCCACUAUGUAACUUUUCCGCUGGAGGGUCCGUCACUUCGGAGGGUCCGGUUAUUCGGACGUUAUUGCUUUGCCUGGAAUGUUCCACAGUAUGGCAUUAAACUCACCUCGGAUCACCACGCGAAGAGUUCCAUAGUGCGUUUUUAACGUCGUUUUGUGUCGUGUGUUUGUUGUUUUUUCUUACUGUUGAUUGCCUGUUUUUAUUUUUUCGCAUAUUUUUAAUAUUAUUUUAUAUGUUUUAUAUUUCGUGUGGUACAUUUGCAGUUAUUAUUGCAUACUGAUGUUGACGAUCGGACUAAAGAGGCAUUUGUAACAGAAUAAUAGUGGACCAAUGGGUGACAGUUAUGAAAUACACUCCAAAAAAGACAAUAAAAUGAAAAUACACUCAAAUAAAGUAAUAAAAAAUGUCAAAUUAAAUGUUAAAUUGUAGUGUAUUAUGUC